AUGUACCUUUAUUUGUUCUCUUUUUUAUAUGUUGUGUAUUCUAUAAAUUAUGUACUCAACACAGAUGAAUUAAAAGUACUUAUCAGUUAUAACUGAAUAGAUUCUGGAGGAUUAUGCUAAUGGGAUUGAAAAAUAUGAUAAACAGAAGGAAAAGUUGGUAAUUUAGAGUGUUGGUUUACUUGGUAAUGAUGAGGAGAUAAUCUAAAUUACCAGCUUAUUUACUCCUUUUGAUAAUUAAUAGAGAGUAGAUAUAUUAACCAAAAAAGCAUAGAAUAUUUACACAAUAUAUACAUUAUAUUAUGCUAAAUAAGUAAAAUAUGUAAUUUAUUUUAGUAAAGUUCAGAACUUAAGUUUGAUAAGGUGGAACUAAAAGGUGUUGAAAAAUGUACAUCCUUAACAUAUGUAUAGAAUUAAUUUAUAGUUGAUUGCACAAUUAACACAAUUCUUUUUGUUUUAUAGAAUGGAACUUAGAUAUCAUAAGACUAUAAUAAAAAUGUUUAAUUCACCCAAAUCUUAGGGUUCUAUGAUGGAUUAUUAGGAUUAUCUCCAGGAUAUUUAAGCUUUUUUGAUGAAUAGCUAUAACUGGAAAGAUAGAUAUUGGCCAAUUAUAUUUAAGUAAUAAAGGAUGAAAAAAAUGUUUAUUUAUUAAAUGAGCACUAAGUAUUUUAAUAUACCUAAGAUGGUAAUGUAAUAGAGUAUAAUCAUAAAUGCGAAAAUAAACCAGAAUUUAUGGCAGUAUUAGGUAAUACAUUUUACAUUUAAUGCGGUACAUUAAGGACGGUAAGUCAGAAUGAAGUUGAAGUAUUUUCUAUGAGAGUAUCACAUCUAUUUGCAACCAAUCAAUAUAUCAUUAUAAAUAACACCAGUAUUUACAAUUAAGAUUUGGAUUCUUGUUAUUAUUUUUCAAAUGGCUAGUUAUAUCCAAUAAACUAUGAUGAUGAUGUUAUUCAGAUAGUCAAUAACCAAAUAUAAGUUGGUUCAAUUAAAGGAUACUAUUUAAUUUAAUCGGAUUAGUUAGCCUAAUUCAACUUAUCUUUAGAUUAAUUUUAUGUUGUCGACAAAGGAUUAUAAGUUUUGAAUUCAGGCAAUUCUGCCUAUUUUGGAAAUAAAUACUAAGUAGUAAAUUAUGUUGCUGGGCCUUAUGUAGAGAUUCAGGAGCAGGGAGUCUUAGAUUAACCACUUUAAUUGAACAUAGAAAAAUAGAUUAAAGAUAAACAAUUGUUGACAUUAGUAAACUAUUUAGAUGAAUCAAUAUUCUUGAUCUAUUUACAAAAUGCAUAGCUAUUCUCAUAGAAAUGUCUCAUUGAUUAAUUAUAGCUGAAAUGUCAAAAGGAAAUGCUCUUUUAAUAGAAUUCCCCACCAGACAUAGAAAAUGUCUAAGGGACUGUUUUUGGAAUUCAAAUGAUAGUUGCAUAUCAAUCUCAGGAGACAGUAUACAUCUAUUUAGACGGCAUAUUAUUAGAUUCAAUAAAUAAAGUCACUACUUUUUAGCUGUACUAAAAUUUUAUAGUUAUCCUAAAAGAAAAUGAAGUAACUAUAAAAUAUAUCAUUGAUAACAAAUUGCAUGAAGAUGCUUAAAUGAAUAUCACUUGCAUUAUGGUUGCUAUUUAUUUUAAUGAAAUUGCACUGGUUGAUGAGAGAAAUAAUCUUAUUAUAGUUAGUGAUUCUAAUAGUGGUUGGUAUUAUUCAUUUUCACAAUCAUUUCAAGAUUUAAUAACUGAAGUAAAUUAUGUUAAUUCUCAAUUGAUUGUAUCAACUGAGAAAUAAGCAUAUAUUUAUGAGAAUAGAAUAUUAAGAGGAAAAUUAGAUUUAGAUAUAAUUACGAAUGGAAAUUAUUUAUAAACUCAAACUCACUUGUACAUUUAUAAUACCACGAAAAUAUUUUAAUUUUAAAUAUUCUCCGACUUUUCCUUAUCAAGUUGGCCAUAAUAGAUAAUAAAUUGUUAGAUUUAAAAACAUUUUUUAGUAAUGACAUUUAAGUAGAGCGAAUUAUUACUAAUAGAUAAUAUUCUAUUUGUUUAUAGUUAAAUUUUAUAGUUUACACCUAAUACUAUUGUAGAAAGAAAUUCUUAUUCAAGAUUCAGUACUUCUAAAAUCAAUUUCAGAAAUUAUUAAAACAAAUCUGUUGCUGUGAAAGUCAAAACAAUUGGGAAUAUUUUGAAAUUACGGUCUUUAGAGUAUAAAGAAUCAGACUGUUAAAUUGAUAAUGAUAUUUUAUAAAUUCAUUAAGCUUCAUUUUUUGAUGGGCCAAUCUCAAACAUCAGCAAAAACGUAGAUGAUGGAAUUGAAAUCAUUCAGAGAGCAAGUAAGUUUUAAAAAUAACCAAGUUGGAUCAAUUAAGGUUUAAACGAUUUAAUUUAUAUUGGAAAUAACUUAAGAGUCAUUUAUUCGAACGGUUCUUUGUCAUUAUGCUCAGAAGAUAAGUGUUAAUCUAUUUUAAAUAACACUUAAGAUUGUCUUACAUUAGAGUAAGAUCAAUUAUAGUUUUAUUUGGUUUGUAAAAAGUUUGUUUAUUCUGGUUUGAAAUCAAAACCGGAAUCAAUUAAUAAUAUAGAUUUUACCCCAUUUUUUAAUGAAUUGUUGAGUAUAAAAUUUGAUUAAGCCUCUAAAAUAGGAAUAAUAAGUAGAUCAGAAAUAUAUACUUAAUUUUCACUUUACAACAAUUAUUAAUUAAAGGUUUAAAAAAUUAUUAGUGACCUAUAAGAUUUUGAAUUUAAUGAUUCAAAUAUAAUACUUUUAACAUCAAAAAAGAUUAUUAUAGUUGAUAGCUAAUUAAACGAAAUACAUUCAUAUAAUUUAUUAGAAAAUUUGAUCUCAACAGAAUAGAAUGAUGCAUUAAAAUUUUUGAAAUUUAAAAAAAUUUGUCAAUUUGGAGAAAAUUUCUAUCUGAUUUCAAGUAAAGAUGGCCCAAUUUAUCUAGUGUAUUUAAAUGAAGACCAUUUACAGUUAUUUUUAGAAUUCACAAAUAUUCAAGAUUCAACUCCUAUUGAAACUUAUUUGAUUGAAAACGACAUUUUGGUAUGCACUUACAAAAAUGACAAUGAGUAAUAUUUUGCUGCUUUUUAUAAUUUUGAUGAUAGAUCUAAAUCAUCUAUAAUUGUCCCAUAUUUCAAUGUAAUUGAACUGGGAUCUUCAUUCUCAAAAUUCCAUUACACUCGGCAGUAUGAAAACAAUUCAAUUAUUUUGAAUGAUAGAUCUGAUGAAAAGUAAAUAUUUGUUUUUAAUUAUUAUGUAAUAUUAUUUUUAAUUUGCUUAGCUCCAAAUAAAGGGUGUUUCCUAAAACAAAUAUUUGCAUGAAUUGAUUGCCAAUGAUUUGAAAUUCCAAUCAGCAAAAAUUAAUUUAAAAAUUAAUUUGACAGAAACUGAUGAAACUCCAGAAAAUUGGAACAUAGCUAUAUAUAUAUUAUGUGGCAUAUUAGGAAUUCUAGUUUUUUUAAUAUCAUUUCGAUAUAUAAGAAGAUAUUGUUUGGCAAAACAUCUUAAAUUCGAAGAAGAUUAACCUUCAGAAUUUAAAAAUGAAGCAGUUUGAUAGAUUUAUGUUAUUU
Messenger RNA from Paramecium octaurelia, 3545 nucleotides. The record is from the annotation of a GenBank genome assembly. Lineage: Eukaryota; Ciliophora; Oligohymenophorea; Peniculida; Parameciidae.